UUUGCUUUUCUGCUCUGUUAUCAAGCAGCUAACCUUUUAUCGUGUCCACAGAGUCUGUGCUCCACAAAGGCUCAGGCACCAUCGGAAUGGGGCUAACGGAAACUUUCGUAACUUUUCAGUUGGGCUUGUCUCGCAUGCAUCACUUGUUUGCUCUACUUUGUCUUGUUGCUGUUGUCUAUAAAAUAACUGUCUUGCUCGCCAAAAGAAGAGCUUAUUUCCGAAGCAUUGAAGCUUUUCCUGGACCAAAGGGACACUGGCUCUUUGGACAUGUUUUGGAGUUUAAACAAGAUGGGACAGACUUAGAGAAGAUAGUGACAUGGGGACAGGAGUACCCAUAUGCUUUUCCGCUGUGGUUUGGUCCCUUCGUUUGUUUCCUCAACAUUCACCAUCCAGAUUAUGUAAAAACAAUACUGACAUCAACAGAACCAAAAGAUGAUUUUGCAUAUAGGUUUAUUGAGUCUUGGAUUGGUGAAGGUUUACUGGUGUCAAAAGGUCAGAAGUGGUUUCGCCACAGACGGCUUCUGACACCAGGUUUCCAUUAUGAUGUUUUGAAACCAUAUGUAAAAUUGAUGUCAGAUUCUGCUAAAACUAUGUUGGACAAAUGGGAAAGUUAUGCAAACAGCAAUGAGUCCUUUGAAUUGUUUGAACAUGUGAGCCUUAUGACACUGGAUAGCAUCUUGAAGUGUGCAUUCAGCUACAGCAGCAACUGUCAGACAGAGGGUGGAACCAAUACAUACAUCAAAGCAGUGUAUGAACUCAGUGACCUGAUUAACUUGCGGUUCAGGACAUUUCCAUACCACAAUGACUUAAUUUUCUAUCUCAGUCCACAUGGCUAUAGACACAGGAAAGCCUGCAAAGUGGCUCACAGUCAUACAGCGGAAGUUAUAAGAAAGAGGAAAGAAGUACUGAAGGAGGAGAAGCAACUGGACCGCAUACAGGCCAAGAGAAACUUGGACUUUCUGGACAUCCUUCUCUUUGCCAGAGAUGAGAAGCAGCAGGGUCUGUCAGAUGAAGAUUUACGAGCAGAAGUGGACACCUUCAUGUUUGAGGGCCAUGACACUACAGCAAGUGGCAUCUCUUUCAUCCUCUACUCUCUUGCCUGCCACCCAGAACACCAGAAGAUUUGCAGGGAAGAGAUCCUUGAGGCUCUGCAUGGCAAGGACACCAUGGAGUGGGAGGAUCUUAGUAAAAUUCCAUACACUACAAUGUGCAUAAAAGAAUCUCUCCGUCUUUACCCUCCUGUACCAGGAAUAUCCAGAAACACCACCAAACCUAUGACCUUUUUUGAUGGAAGGACUCUGCCUGCAGGUUGUCAUGUUGGAACAAGUGUGUAUGGGAUUCACAGGAAUGCAGCUGUAUGGGAAAACCCUGAUGUCUUUGACCCACUGCGCUUCCUACCAGAGAAUGUCUCCAAGAGGUCACCUCAUGCAUUUGUGCCCUUUGCAGCUGGGCCGAGAAACUGCAUUGGUCAGACCUUUGCCAUGAAUGAGAUGAAAGUGGUGAUAGCUCUGACACUGAAGAGGUAUCAGCUGAUAGAGGACCCCACUUGGAAACCCAAGAUCAUUCCUAGACUGGUGCUCCGCUCACUCAACGGCAUACACAUUAAGAUCAAACCUGUAGAAAUGUAAAGGGAGAUAACUGCAGGCAAUGCUGUAACACUGGAAAUUUCCUUUUUUAAAUGAGGGAAUAAUUUGAGUUGAAGUAUCUCAAUUUCUCAUAUUUUACUAAGCUUUUACACUAACAGAAUCUAAAAGAUAGCAAUAAAUUGGUAAAGUAUUUUAAUAAGUGACUAUGCCUUGGAGGAAUUACUUGCUUAAUAAGAAGUUGCAUUUUUUGCAUGUUUGUUUUUCUCUUUUUCUAAAACACAUUUUAAAAUUAGACAUAUUUGCACUUUCUAUGUUAUGACUUUUAUUUUGGUAGGCACCUAAUCAGUUUGUGACAAAUAUAGAAAUAUAAUAAUAAUGUUUUCCUUUCUUUAUUUGUAAAUAUAUGAUCCAGUAAUAUUUUGUUUUUUUUUUUUACUUUUAGUAGUGGAUGAUGGGUACACCAGGUCAAAGACAAUUUUUAUAGAGUCCAUUUAUAUUUUGCGUGACCUUUUCUGUGUUCAUGUUAAUUAGUGUGAAAAUUCAAUUGUUUUGAAUUCAAUAAUAACUAAACAUUAACAAAGUUUAUUGCCUCUGGGUGAAGAUUCACACUUGACCUGAAUGUGAUUUUUUUGUGUUCCAUGAACUCAGUUAAAUCAGGUCCAAAGUUCUCCUCAGACAUCUGUUUACCUCCACACUACAGUCUAAGGAAGGUGUGGUAUUUAACACAAUAGGCUCUAAAUGCACUGCAUAACCUUUGCUCUCAGUCUAUGCUGUUGCCUAAUAUACCUUCAAAGCAUUUGCCCUAAGAUGACCUUUCAUCAGGCAUAUAUUUGAAAUUAAUAUCAGAGCAAGUACGAUGCAACAAUACUUAAUCACAGCUGUAGAGUUGAGUCAAAAGUAAUUCAUUUUUUAUUUACAGUUAAUGAUUACAAAAUCCACAGGCCCACAAGGACAAAACGUCACCAGCACAGUUUGUAGAAAUGGAACACCUCGUCUAAUCCAUCACUUAUUUAAAGAUCCCAUGAAAUGGCCACUUGAUCGUCACAGAAAACUGCUCUUCAUGGAAAGCAGUGCAUCUUUAUGGGCGACCCCCUGCCUGCUCUUUCAACUCAACUCACCUUUCUAACAGAACAACUACACCAGUUUACACUAAGCUUGAUACUUCACUAUCUAAUUUCCCACCUAACAACUUCCUUCAAAAGGAAAUGCAAACGGGUAUAGUGGCGGCCUUGUGGUUAAAAUGCACACCGUACUGUAACCACAGUGUCUCAGGUGUGAUUACAAUUGGUGACCUUUUUUGCAGGUCAUUCCCUCCACUCUCUCUCUGCCUUCAUUUCCCAUCAUCUCUCUGCUGUCUACCCGUGAAUAAAAGCAAAAUCACUCCCAAAUAAGUAAUAGUACCAUUUCAUGGGACCUUUAUUUGACUUGGAGUGCUAUAUAUUCCUGCUACUGUGUGCAAAGACACAGUUCCUAUGUCUCAGUUCAGUUGAGGAAAACAAAAUAUGAACAGUAUACUAUAUAAACUGCACUGUACUCUGUUGCCUGUGAAAGAUGUUAACAUGGAACAUGGCUGUUAAAACUUCAUAAAUCCAAA
Molecule: messenger RNA, 3180 nt
Organism: Lates calcarifer (barramundi perch)
Lineage: Eukaryota; Metazoa; Chordata; Actinopteri; Centropomidae
Product: cytochrome P450 4B1
Exons: 12
Coding region: 87-1628 (513 amino acids)
Molecular function (GO): monooxygenase activity; oxidoreductase activity, acting on paired donors, with incorporation or reduction of molecular oxygen; heme binding
Source: RefSeq, a predicted model, not a curated record